AUGUUCUGCGAUGGCUAUGUUCAGGCGAGGGUCAAUCCACCCGUUAAAAUCAAUGGGUUUGAGACCCAUACUCGCCGACCCAAUCCAUCUUCUACCGUUGAGAUACUUGCUGCAGUGAUGAAGAACCCUCAAAACUCUGCCACCGAUGUCGCCACUGAACACCCAACGCACCCUCCAGCUGUAGCGACGGCGCCAAAAGGAGUCCGCGCUCGAGCCUUUUUCACCGCCAUUCUCGCAUUCUUCGCGACCAGCUGGGCAGCAGGUCUUCAGAAAAUUGCCCAAUUCUAUGUGGGCUUUCCUCUUCGUCGUAUUCGUGAAAACGCUCACGAUGAAGGUCGUGUCGCAAACGCUGGGCUGUCUCGCGAUUUACCGCUACCUGACGACGCCAUUCAGCUCGCUAGGCUCCGCGAGAAAUGCGACUUCUUGCAAGCCGCAUGGGAAGACAAUCUCCGCCAGCUGAGAGCCAUCGAGGAGUAUUUGAGGACUCAUUUUCAUCACAGGGUAGAGGCGUACGGGUACCAGCUAUACAUCGCCGUCGCUGUUCCGAUGUUGGAAUUUGUUUUCAAUCUCGCGCAACGCCUUGACGCGACGUAUGAGCGCAUGAAGAACAUGGAGCAAGAGAAAAUCACGAUGAAGGGGGAAUGGGAGACUGAACGCCUGAUCCGAGCAGACGAGAUACGUUGCCUACGCGAAAGACUCGAAUUCGCCCAUGCAGAUCUGGAGUUGUGCAACGAGGAGAGAGACAUCCAGCGCCAGGCACGCAUGGAAGACGCGACUCGUCUCACGGAAGCCCUCGAACGUAUCAAGGUCCUUGAAGAAGAUUCGAGUGCUUACGAGGCCGACUUCCUUUCCGAACGGCGAGCUCGUGCUGACGACGCUAUUUGGUUCGAGUACGAGCGAGACCAGAUGCGAGGAGAGUACGCCGAAUUGUCGGAGAACCAUAACGAAGCAUUGACGAUGUUGAAGGAGUGGGAGCACGAAACCGCCGAAUGCGAGACUGAAUGGCGUCAACGGCAUACGCAGACAGAGGGCCGGUUAGCAGAUGCCUUGGAGAGGAUCAUGGACCUGGAGAGGGUGGCUGCCGAGAAUGAUAUGAACGUGGCCUUGGAGCGGGGAAGCUGGAUAGCAAAAGCGCGAGCUGACGAGGAGAAGAUCCAGAAGAUGAUGGCGAUCCAAACGACCCUCGAGCAGCACGGCCAGAGGCUCCAGGAAGACAUGGCUGGGGAGUUUUGGAGGAUGGCUGCUUCUCGCAACGGCUCAGGCGUAGGCGAUGAGGAUACUCUUGGUGAUUACGUUCGCGAACGCGCCGCACGGGACUUGGAACGCCAAACGCACGAAGAAACCGCGACUCGGUUGGCAGCUGCUCGUGAAAGGAUCGAAACCCUAGAACGGACACGAGCAGAAUAUGAGAGCAAGAUGGUCGACGACAGGAUUAAGUGGUCGGAAAGAGGUCAGCGCGACGCCAACAAACUUGCAGAGCUGGAAUCUGCGAACACCUUUUUCGUCAAAAGAGUUCAAGAUGCCGUGGCAGAUGGGUUGUUUGAGGAGACGGAGUUGGCAAUCCGUGCGAAGGAUGCUGAGGAGUUGGAUGUCGAAAGGAGGCUUCGUGGUGAGAUAAACGGAUAUAGGAAGAUCGUCGAGGAGCUCCAAGGCGUGAACUUGGAGUUGAAGAAGAGUGCGUGCCAGGCUCGUGCUGCGGCGGCCUUGAUGACGUGCUGUUCCUGUACGCAGCCUGAGGUGCCGAACGUAAAGGCGAGCCUCAAUGUUCCUGAUGGCUCUGGUGUUACCGAUGUUCCCGACGAAGUCCUCUAUAAAGAAGAGAAUGGUUCGGGUGUCAAGGACGAAGUGAAGUUGCUCGCCGUUCGGUUGCUGAGGCCGAAGAAACCGAGCAGGAUGCGGGACACUGGCACGUCGACUAACGUCGAGACAUCCGAGGCGGAUUCCCCGAAGCCUGCGACAUGA
Molecule: messenger RNA, 1962 nt
Organism: Cyclocybe aegerita
Lineage: Eukaryota; Fungi; Basidiomycota; Agaricomycetes; Agaricales; Hemipholiotaceae
Source: the annotation of a GenBank genome assembly